Molecule: messenger RNA, 1435 nt
Organism: Megalops cyprinoides (Indo-Pacific tarpon)
Lineage: Eukaryota; Metazoa; Chordata; Actinopteri; Elopiformes; Megalopidae
Gene: baalcb
Product: BAALC binder of MAP3K1 and KLF4 b
Exons: 4
Coding region: 536-1090 (184 amino acids)
Cellular component (GO): cytoplasm
Source: RefSeq, a predicted model, not a curated record
GCGGAUUAAUGAAUGGACGAAACUGUGUGGAAACCCAGUGGAUCUCGGUAGUGAACGUGAGGAACGCGAGUAUAGUAGCCUAAUACACAAAAGGCAAUUUGGUGAAAUUUUGAAACCAACGCGUGUUUUGUAAAAAGCUUUCAGGUCCCUAUCGGAUCAUUAGGGAGGGAUCUUUCUCAGUGGAAACCCCUGGAGUCCAUUGCCAUGUGACCAAUGGAGUGUGAGGAAUCAGUCCAAUUGGACUGGGUAUCACACUGACGGGCUACAGCCUUCUACACCAAUCUGAGAUGCAAAGGUUGUCACCUGAAGUGAGAUGCCAGCAUUACGUGUAUGUGCACAAAUGAACCUGUGCUAGAAGAGGCCAGACUUCGGCGCCAUGAGGGGUCGUCACGGAUGUACAGGGCUGGAGGCUCUGUCCUCUACUUAAGUGACCAGAGGAAGGCGCAACGAGGUGGCCGUCCUCUCUGUUCUCAAUUUACUGAUCACGCCAGGGGGGUCUGGUGGACCCUCCUCUUGUCCCCUUUCUGGAAGAGCAAUGGGGUGUGGUGGCAGCAGGACAGACGCCCUGGAGCCCAGGCACCUGGAGAGCUGGACGAAGGAGACUGAGUCCACCUGGCUGACCAGCACUGACACAGACAUGCCCCUGUCCUCCAUUCAGAACAUCCCCUCGGAGAACUCCUCUGAUCUGGGCUUUGCCUCAGAGAAAAACGUCAGCUCCGUUGCAGACUUUUUCGACGAUGGCUUCCCGGGCCCAGCACAGGCCUAUCUGAAGGUGUGCUCAGCCAUGUCUGAGACGGGCCUGAGUGAAGUAAAGGCGGACAGCAACACCUCAGUACCGGCCUCCGAACAGCAGGAGGUGCUGCCUUUGCCUGGCACUACAUUACAGAGGAGGAGUGUCAUGCAUACAGAGGAAAUAACCAAAUGGCAGGACAACCGCAUGUCCACCAAGCAGGUGACUAUCACUGUGACGCAGAGCAUCCGGCAGGUGGACAAGAGUGGCCGGACGAAAGAGAAGUCUGGAACCACCUUUGAGCUUGUGAGGCCAAACGAGGGGUUGAAGGAGGCGGUGGGCGAAGAAGUCCUGAAGUGAGUGACACCAUGUGAGAUGCAUCUGCGUGAGGAUGUGUCUACGGGAGGCUACGUCUGCGGGAGAAUGCGUCUGCAGGAGGAUGACCGCUCAAGGCUGAAUGGUCCCAAAGACAGGAACAGAGAGAAAGACAGCAAGAGAACGAGGCCCUAACAGGAUGUAAAGUAUCUAAGUAACCAUCCUGAGAGCACAGGAUGAAACCCCUGUGUUAGCUCCACUUGUUUGACUCAUGGAAAAGUCAGUAAACUGCUGGGUUUGUACUGGCCUUUCUCUACCUCAAACAAGUUGCACAUCCUUGAUUAUUUUGUCUUGUCCAUUUUCUUGCCGUGAGUGAGCUGGAGACUUUGU